UUUCCUUUCUUGGUUUCGUUUCUGUUCUAACAGUAGAAGUGAAAAAUAUAAAACAAGUUGAUCAGCAGUUAUCUAUGUCUCUUGGCCUUUGAAUUUGUGGAGAUGGAGAAAGAAAAGGUAAAUGGCUCUCCAGACACAGUUUUGGAGGACUUUUUGAGGAAUGCAGUAUCAGAAUCAGACUCUUCAAAAGCCAGCACUUCAGAAUUGGAAGCUGCAAAACAUCAGAGAUUUGCUUCCAAAUGGGCUGGAUUUCUUGAGCUAUUCAGAACUAAAUCAAGAAGAUACAUAGCUAAGGAUCCUCUAAGUUCUCUCAAACUAUCGAAACGAUUUAGUAGCAGCAUGAGAGACUUAGUUGGGGUUGUGAAAAAUCCCAUUGUUGAUGCUGAUUUGAAUUACUCCAAGCCUCAGUGGAGGAGUUUCACCCUCUCUCAGCUCCAAGCUGCAACCAACAACUUCCACCAAGGAAAUUUGAUAGGGAAGGGUGGUUAUGCAGAAGUUUACAAAGGAUGUUUAAAAAGUGGCCAAUUUGUUGCAAUUAAGCGGCUCACGAAGGGAAAGCAGGAUGAGAGAACAGGGGAUUUUUUAUCUGAGCUGGGGAUAAUGGCCCAUGUCAACCAUCCAAACACUGCUAAAUUGAUUGGUUAUGCUGUUGAAGGUGGAUUCUAUCUUGUUCUUGAGCUGUCUCCUAAUGGAAGCUUGGCCAAUAUGUUGCAGGUGUCAAAGCAGAAACUAGACUGGAAAAUCAGGUAUAAGGUAGCUGUUGGGGUGGCUGAAGGGCUGCGAUAUCUUCAUGAGGGAGGUCAAAGAAGAAUUAUCCACAGAGAUAUUAAGGCUGCAAAUAUAUUGCUUACUAAGGACUUUGAACCUCAGAUUUGUGAUUUUGGCCUCGCCAAAUGGUUGCCAGAGAGAUGGACUCAUCUCACUAUAUCGAAAUUUGAGGGCACAUUUGGCUACCUUGCUCCGGAGUUCUUAAUGCACGGCAUAGUAGAUGAAAAAACUGAUGUUUUUGCUUUCGGAGUGCUAAUCUUGGAACUUAUAACUGGACGUCGAGCACUUGAUUACACUCAGCAAAGCCUUGUCAUAUGGGCCAAACCCCUGCUGAAGAAGAAUAGAAUAAGAGAGCUUGUUGAUCCUUCACUUGCUGAUGACUACAACUUAUUGCAGAUGAACCUCAUGGUCUUGGCUGCUUCUUUGUGUAUACAACAGUCUUCCAUUAAACGUCCGCGAAUAAGUCAGGUUCUGCAGCUUCUCAAAGGCAACCGUGGCAGCCUAGAUAUAAUCAGGAGAUGUAGAAAAUCUUCCGAUUGGAAGAGGCAUUACGAAGAACUCUUUAGUGCAGAAGAAUGCAAAAUGAUCAGAGGUUUAAGUGGUUUAAGCAUGCAGGAACAGAUACCAAUUGAAGUCUGA
Molecule: messenger RNA, 1407 nt
Organism: Nicotiana attenuata
Lineage: Eukaryota; Viridiplantae; Streptophyta; Magnoliopsida; Solanales; Solanaceae
Product: receptor-like cytosolic serine/threonine-protein kinase RBK2
Exons: 8
Coding region: 103-1407 (434 amino acids)
Biological process (GO): protein phosphorylation
Molecular function (GO): protein kinase activity; ATP binding
Source: RefSeq, a predicted model, not a curated record